UAUAGUAGAAGGUUUUAUUCAGUAUAGACCAAUUUUUAAGAGAAAAUAAAGAAAAUGAAGAAAGACAGUAUCCACGUUGUAAUGGUGCCAUGGUUAGCAUUUGGUCACCUGCAGCCAUUUUUCCAACUCUCCAUAGCCUUAGCCAAAGAAAAAGUCCAUGUCUCUUUCCUUUCCACUCCCAAGAACAUUAAGAGACUUCCUAAACUUCCUUCCAACAUAGCACCACUAGUAAAUCUAGUGGAGUUCCCACUGCCAUCACUCGAUGGGAGCCCUUUGCCUGCUGAUGCUGAGGCUAGUGUAGACAUUCCCGCUGAUCAAAUGUUGUACUUGUACCAAGCUUAUGAUCUCCUUCGAGAACCCGUCAAAAACUUCAUUGCUGAUAAAAAACCUGAUUGGGUCAUCGCUGAUAUCGUCCCCGAUUGGGUGGCUGAUAUCGCUCGUGAACUUAACAUUCCCCUCCUUAAAUUCAGUGUCUUCACUGCUUCUUCACGGGUCUUCUUCGGGCCCCCAAAACCUAGAGCCCCGCCCGGUCAAGUUAAAAAUGGAUCAAAGCCAUUGCAUGAACUUUUGACAUCACCACCACCAUGGGUGGAUUUCCCAUCGAUGGUUGCUUUCCGGAAAUAUGAAGCUCUAGGUCUAAUUUCUGUCCUACGUGGAGAGAAUGAAUCGCGCGAAACUUUACUGGGAUAUGCUGCCGUAGUAGAAGGCUCAUGUAGAGCUGUGGCUAUACGUACUUGCAUGGAAUUUGAAGGUGAUUACUUGGAUACAUAUAACAAAGUCGCAGGUAAGCCAGUGAUUCCGAUCGGUUUGCUACCACCGGAAGAAUUACCGGCGAAUGAAAGAACUCUUGCUUGUCAACCAAUUUGGCAGAAGAUCUCUAAAUGGCUUGACGAACAAAAGCCAAGGUCGGUUGUGUUCGUGGGUUUCGGAAGUGAAUGUAAACUUAGCAAGAAUCAAGUAUAUGAAAUAGCAAACGGAGUACAACUCUCAGGACUACCGUUUUUGUGGAUACUACAGAAGCCCAGUUGGGCUCUGAACGGCAUUGAUGCUUUGCCAUCAGGUUUUAGUGCUGCAACGGAGGGGAGAGGGUUGGUGCACAUUGGCUGGGCACCACAGAAGGAGAUUCUUGCUCAUCCGUCCAUUGGAGGAUCCCUAUUUCAUGGAGGAUGGGGUUCAGCCAUUGAAACUUUACAACAUGGUCAUGUUCUUGUGGCGUUGCCUCUCAUUUUUGACCAAGGAUUGAAUGCAAGAUUGCUAGUAGAAAAAGGUGUGGCAAUUGAAGUGAAGAGGAAUGAAGAAGAUGGAUCGUUCAGUGGAAAUGACAUAGCAAUUUCAUUAAGAGAAGCGAUGGUUUUAGAGGAAGGGGAAGAGCUUAGAGCUCGAGCAAGAAAAGCUGCUGCUACUUUUGGAGACCGGAAGCUUCAUGACUCCUACAUCAAAAACAUUGUUGAGUAUCUGAGAAAUAAUGCUGAGAUGAAGGUUUAGUCAUCAAUCAGCAAAUUAGAAAAGAUAUUGUGUUCUGAAUGCAUGUCAAUCUAAUUAUACUAAUAUUUUUCCAGCUUUGUACGCAUUGAAAUAACGGACAACUAUGUAUUCGAAAAAAAAAAUCAAAACUAUGUAUGGGUUGCAAUAAAUGAACUACUUCGUUGUUACAAUGA
Nicotiana attenuata is the source of this 1658-nucleotide messenger RNA. Its product is annotated as putative UDP-rhamnose:rhamnosyltransferase 1. The record is from RefSeq and is a predicted model, not a curated record. Lineage: Eukaryota; Viridiplantae; Streptophyta; Magnoliopsida; Solanales; Solanaceae. Gene Ontology annotation, molecular function: UDP-glycosyltransferase activity. Bases 55 to 1485 code for a protein of 476 amino acids. The transcript has a single exon.